CCCAGUCUCCUGUCUCCACUCUCUCCCAUUUUCAAUUCCGUGAUCAACGGAAACCAUUUCGUCUCCAAUUUCCUUUCUCUUUCACUCCCAAGUCUCAGACAAUAACACAAGAUCUCACUUCCAAAAAUCCCACCUUUCUUCUCUCUCUCCAAUUUUUUCACAAUGCCCACUAAAACACCUAACUUCAAUCUCUUCAAAUUCUCUCUCCUCCUCCUUCUUCUGCUCUUAAACCCACUCCACUCUCUCUCCUCCGAUGAUGAUGAUCAUUCCACCGACGAUGACAUUUCCGAAAUUGAAGAACUUUUAGCAGUUGACGAACAAGAAGAACUUGAAAGACCAACUUCAUCUUCAUCUUCUGAAGCCAAUGUUUUAAGUAGAGCUCAAAGAAUUGUAGUAGAAUUAAACAAUGAUAAUACCCAGAAACUCAUUGAUCAAAAUCACUUUGUUUUAAUUCUGGGUUAUACUCCUUGGUGUCCUAGAAGUGCUGAAUUAAUGCCUCAAUUUGCUGAAGCUGCUAACUUGUUGAAUGAAUUGAAUUCUCCUCUUUUAAUGGCGAAAAUUGAUGCUGAGAGAUACCCUAAAACGGCGUCGUCUUUGGAUAUUAAGGGUUAUCCUACUCUUCUUCUUUUUACUAAUGGGGUUUCUCAGCCUUAUACUGGUGGAUUUACAGCGGAGGAUAUUGUGAUUUGGGCGAGGAAGAAGACGGGUGAGCCAGUUGUUAGAUUGAAUUCAGUUGCUGAAGCUGAGGCAUUUGCUAAGAAGUAUAGUAUCUUUGUUGUUGGGUUGUUUGAGAAAUUUGAGGGUCCACAGUAUGAAGAAUUUGUCAAGGCUGCAAUUUUGGACAGUGAAAUGCAGUUUGUUGAAACCAAUUCUUAUGAGGUUGCAAAAACUCUUUUCCCUGAUAUCAAGUCUACAAGACCUGCUGUUGGUCUUGUCAAGAGUGAACCAGAAAGAUACACCAGUUUCGAAGAGCCCCUAGAGAACGAAAAAUUAUUGCAGUUUUUGCAACAUAACAAGUUUCCAUUAGUUACAACUCUAACUGAGCUGAAUUCUGUGAAAGUCUACUCCAGCGAAAUUAAACUUCAGGUUUAUGUGUUUACAGAAUCUGACAAGUUCAAGUCCCUUCUUCCGAUACUUCAAGAAGUUGCCCAAAAAUUUAAGUCGAAGAUAAUGCUCAUAUAUGUGGACAUUACCGAGGAGAAUUUGGCUAAACCUUUCUUGACCCUGCUGGGACUAGAAGAUUCUCAGCAAACUGUUGUUGCUGCUUUUGAUAGCAAGAUCAGCACAAAGUAUAUGUUGGAAGCAGAACCAACUCCUACAAAUUUAGAAGAGUUCUGCUCCGGGCUGUUGCAUGGGACUGUUCCAAUGUUCUUUAAGUCACAGGGUAUACCAGAUAAUGAAAACACUACUGUCCAGAUUGUCGUGGGGAAGACAUUUGAUGACCUGGUCCUCAGCAACUCCAAGAAUGUUUUUCUUGAGGUCUUUACACCAUGGUGCAUGACUUGUGAUGCUGUGAGCAAGCAAGUAGAAAAAUUGGCGAAACAUUUCAGAGGGUUGGAAAAUCUAAGCUUUGCAAGGAUAGAUGCUUCCGCAAAUGAGCAUCCCAAACUUCAGGUCACGGACUACCCGACACUACUGUUUUAUCCAGCAGCGGAUAAAUCAAAUCCAAUUACGUUGCCUGCGAAGUCCAGUUUGAAGGAUUUGGGAGCAUUCAUCAAGAAAAAUGUUAAAGCUGAAGAACAUGCAAAUAAAGAUGAAUUGUAGAAUGUAGUAUGCAGAAUGCCUUCUUUCGUUAAAUAGUAUACUAGUGUUUACAUUGCCAAAUAUCUUAACUUCAGCGGCAAUUACAACACAAAAUCACUAGUAUAAGAAGAGGCUUAGAAAACUUGUGUAGAUUAACUUUAUGAAAACAAUUUUGUAAUAGAAACCACAGUAAUUUUAGACUGAUUUUUUGAGAGGGAAAAAGAUGAUGAAUCCUGAUCCAAUGGAAAAUGGUCCAUCUUUCCUUACAUUUGUAAGUGUGAACUACUCGGAAGAAUUUAUGUGAAGCCCAUAUCAAGUAAACUUACCAAA
Beta vulgaris subsp. vulgaris (sugar beet) is the source of this 2073-nucleotide messenger RNA. Its product is annotated as protein disulfide isomerase-like 1-6. The transcript has 12 exons. The record is from RefSeq and is a predicted model, not a curated record. Gene Ontology annotation, biological process: protein folding; response to endoplasmic reticulum stress. The coding region runs from base 163 to 1764 and encodes 533 amino acids. Gene Ontology annotation, cellular component: endoplasmic reticulum. Gene Ontology annotation, molecular function: protein disulfide isomerase activity. NCBI's taxonomy places the organism in Eukaryota, Viridiplantae, Streptophyta, Magnoliopsida, Caryophyllales, Amaranthaceae.